Messenger RNA from Uranotaenia lowii, 1866 nucleotides. RefSeq lists its product as uncharacterized. The coding region runs from base 1 to 1866 and encodes 621 amino acids. The record is from RefSeq and is a predicted model, not a curated record. NCBI's taxonomy places the organism in Eukaryota, Metazoa, Arthropoda, Insecta, Diptera, Culicidae. The transcript has 2 exons.
AUGUCUCGUGAACUAAAAGUGCUGUUAAAACGUGAAAAACAGUUACAAAGUUUCAUUGAACUGAUCGAUAGAUUUGUGGAAAACUUUCAGCCAGAAACGGAUCAACGACAAAUUAGUGUUCGGUUGGAGAAUCUUGAAAGAAUCUGCAAAGAAAUCUACGAUGUGCGUGGCAGAAUUGAAAUUCUUCUAGAAGAGGCGUUGGGAGAUGAAUCGUCGGACGGUGAUGGUGAAAGGAAAGGCAGAGGUGAAGCUGCGGACCAGUCGAGCGAAGAUGAAAAUCAUCUAUUGUUACAGCAAUUUGACGACAAAUACUGUUUACUGAAGGCGGAAUUACUGGAGCUGCAGGGUAGAAGCAUUCCACAUAGUUUCACCGACAAUUUGACCAGACCUUCUUCGACUUUUUCGAAAGUCAAACUCCCUGAAAUUCUUUUGCCAACUUUUGGAGGGAAGUUUACUGAAUGGGUUGUUUUUAGGGAUUCGUUCAAUAGUUUGAUUGAUCAAAAUUCGGAUUUAACGGAGAUGGAUAAAUUUACAUAUCUCCGCGCUGCGUUAUCUAGCGAUGCUUUACAAGAGAUACACAAUAUUGAGCUAUCAGCCGCGAAUUAUACUCUGGCAUGGAAUGCGCUUCGUGAUCGGUAUGAGAAUAAAAAGAUUAUAGCCAAAUCACAUUUAGAUGUUCUUUUUUCUAUCGAACCGUUGAAAAGAGAAAGUUUUGAUGGUCUCAAUCGGUUGAUCAACGAUUUCGAGAAAAAUGUGCAAAUGCUUGAAAAGAUCGGCGAAGAAACUGCAGGGUGGAGCACUCUUCUCGCACAUAUGAUUUGCUCAAGACUUGAUGGAACUACGCUACGUCAUUGGGAAACCAAACAUGCGACGAAGGAGGUUCCAGCUUAUGUUCCACUUAUGAAGUUCUUGAAGACUCAGUGUGCGGUUCUUCAAUCUAUCGAUCCGCAAAAGAAUCCCAACUCACACAACGAUCAACGUCUACAGAAGCAAUCGGUUUGUCACGCUAUGGUUAGGUCUUCAGGAAAAUGUCCGUUCUGCAGUGAAUCCUGGCACUCUGCAUUUCAUUGUGGUCGAUUCCAGCGAAUGAAUCUAGAAGAGCGUAACGAAGCUGUAAUGGAGGCCAAAUUGUGCCGCAAUUGCUUGCAUUGGGGACAUUUGGCUAGAAACUGCGAUAGAGGAAGCUGUCAUCAGUGCCAUCAACGACAUCACACCUUGCUGCAUCCACAGGUAAGAUCCUCCGAAUCGUUCGCGCCGGAACCGAACCAAACAGGCUUUCCGUUAACGAGAACCCAGCAUGAACCACAAGAGCAACCGCAGACGACCAAUCCAACAUCACACACUCACAUUUCUCAGCCAGAAAGCUCACAAAAUUCUUCCGCACCAAAUCAUAACCCAGUUCAGGCUCGAGCCUUACUGGAUUCCUGUUCUCAAAACUGUUUUAUGACAUUGAAUUUUGCGAACAAAUUGAACAUCCGAGAAAAUCCAGUACAUCUAUCGAUCCGAGGAAUCGGGUCAUCUGAAACGGUUUCUACACGAAUGGUGCGAGCCAAUGUAGCAGCAAGAUGCCCAGCAAUUUCAACUUUUUCCGAGGAUAUGAGCUUCCACGUGCUGCCAAGUUUAUCGGUUGCACUUCCAACGACUUCGUUCGAACCUAGUCAACUGAUGCUACCAGAAUCAACGAUUUUAGCUGAUCCAUUGUUCUUUCAAUCGAAUCCAAUCGACGUUAUUAUUGGAGCUGAGUUUUAUUUCGAUCUUCUGACUGAUGCUUUCAUGUUCAUACGUUGUAUCUUCUACCGAGCGCCACCAUUUUCACGUCUGUCAGAUAUCAUCACUUUCGUCGAACAAUCCAAUCCUUCUGCAUGA